Messenger RNA from Chelonus insularis, 825 nucleotides. Its product is annotated as protein ANTAGONIST OF LIKE HETEROCHROMATIN PROTEIN 1-like. The coding region runs from base 1 to 825 and encodes 274 amino acids. The record is from RefSeq and is a predicted model, not a curated record. The transcript is spliced from 3 exons. Lineage: Eukaryota; Metazoa; Arthropoda; Insecta; Hymenoptera; Braconidae.
AUGGCGCUUUGGAUGAUGGCCACUCCAGAUUCCUAUAGAUCUGUUUGCGAGCGCUUCGACAUAGGCAAGGCUACUGGCUGGAGAACCGUUUGGAAAUUUGUGAAAGCUUUGUAUAAAUAUUUACCAACAUUCAUCAAAUGGCCUAGCACUCAAGAAGCUCUAAUAACUGCAGCUUAUAUUGACAGACGAUAUGGAUUCCCCGGGGUGAUAGGAGCUGUUGAUGGAACUCAUAUUAACAUUCCAGCACCUCAUCUUAAUGCUCAAAAUUAUAUCAACAGGAAAGGAAGAUAUUCCAUACAAACUCAGGUUGUAUGCGAUCACACCCGAAAAUUUAUUCAUGUCUAUGCUGGUGAAGUCGGCUCGGUCCAUGAUGCAAGAGUUUUUCGACUUUCAGGAGUACAAAAUCUUUGUGUUCCAGCCAAUUUUCCUCAAGACACUCAUUUACUGGGUGAUCAAGCGUAUUCGUUACAACCUUGUGUAAUGGUACCUUAUAAAAAUAAUCGUCAUUUAACGAAUGCCGAACUUCAUUACAAUAGAGUUCAGUCAUCAGCACGCAUGAUAGUGGAACAAUCCAUUGGAUUACUGAAAGGGAGAUUUCGCAGUUUAUUGGACAAGUUACCUAUUAGACGAACAGACCUGAUACCUUAUUACAUCGUGGCAUGUUGCAUCUUGCAUAAUAUUUGUAUUUUGCAAGAUGAUUUGAUACAAUUUCCAAUAAUAAUUAACGGUAAUGUUGGAAAUGUACUUAAUGCACCUCCAAUGAUUAACAAUACUAUGCGAAGAGAUGGUAUGAGGAAAAGAGAAAGAAUAAAAAAUGCGCUUUAA